Molecule: messenger RNA, 855 nt
Organism: Pipistrellus kuhlii (Kuhl's pipistrelle)
Lineage: Eukaryota; Metazoa; Chordata; Mammalia; Chiroptera; Vespertilionidae
Gene: MPC1L
Product: mitochondrial pyruvate carrier 1 like
Biological process (GO): pyruvate import into mitochondria
Cellular component (GO): mitochondrial inner membrane
Source: RefSeq, a predicted model, not a curated record
AUGGUCGCCUUCCCGGGGCUGAGUGCAGCCCGGAGAGUUUUAUGGCGGCCACACCACGGUGGUGCCAGCGACGGCGCUCUGCUUCCCCCUUUGCCAGCGGGGCACACGCAGACGCGCACACGCAGACAUGCGCAUUCUGCACACUCAGGUGGUCACGUGAAGGCGGGCUCCACGAGGGCCUGCUCGGGUUGCCACAGCGCACACAGCACAGCACCGGACGUGCUUUACGGCAGCCGCUCUCAGGCAGAAGGGGAAGCUGCGCUCCCGCCCGGCACUGACGCCCGUACAGCCGCACGUGCUGUCUGCCUCGCUUUACGGCAGUCGCUGAAGGCGGGAAAGCGAGGCUAUGACCCGCCCCAAAGGCGCACACACCACAACGUUUGCUGUGUGUUGCACUUUAGCAGCCCGGCCGAGGCGCGAGGCCAUGGCAGCGGUCUCCAUGGCCACGUCUUUGUGAGCGGGCUGGGCGUCUGUGGGCGCUCCCACUGCUCCGUGACACCCCUCCCCCCGCGGCGGCAAUGGCGGCGCAAGGCGUUGGAGCACGUGAAGACCAAGGAGUGCGACUAUGUGAGCAGCACACACUUCUGGGGUCCCCUGGCCAACUGCCUGCCGCUGGCCGCCUUUCGGGACGUGAGGGCGACACCGGAGGUCAUCCACGGCCAGACCGCGGCGCCCGUCUUCUACUUGCGGCCUCGCACCCGCCUGCUCAUGGCGUGUCAGCUCACGGCGUGUCAUGGCGCCAACGUGAUGGCGCAGAGCGUGCAGGGCAGCCGCCUGCUCACCCCCGCUGCUGACGCCGGCACCGCACCGAGGCCGCCACCAGCACCCCCAGGGCUGCACUCAUGGCACCUGUGA